GCUUUACAUGAUUGUAAUCUGGAGCAUAUAUAAUAAAAAUUUAUCCAACCGAAGUUUCAUUUCGGCAUGUUCUGAAAUCUGAAUUUUACAAUUUUUCCAUUACGAUUGAAAAUGGAUUCGAAGCUGCUAUUUAGUUGUAUUAUUUUAUUUGUCAGCGUUUUCAAGGAAGGAUGCACCUCGGAGAUAGCUGCAGGACAUGAAAAUUAUAAUAAGGAGUAUUAUAAUAAAAUAAUAGAAGAUGUGAAGAAAGCUGGCGCUCGUUGGGAGGCAGGGCACAAUUUCGAAGAUGACGAAGAAUUUCGUCACUUGCUUAGUUCAUUAGACCCCCUAAAAGAUUUGGCACCCAAACCUAAACCUAAACACGAGUGCAUUCACACCCAAAUGAAUAAUGCCGCCGCUGACCCCAAAGUAGGACACGCCAAGGGUCACACACAUUCUUUUAAUGGUUUAAAAGAAUGGAAACAUUGCAAAUCAGUGCGUCGCGUAUGGAACCAAGGAAGAUGCGCUUCAGAUUGGGUAAUUGCUCCAGUGGCUGCUUUUACUGAUAGAUUAUGCAUCGCUUCGAAUGGCACAUUCCAAGACAUCAUUUCGCCUGAAACUCCUCUGGCAUGCUGCAAAAGUUGUGGUUGGGGAUGUAAGAAAGGUUACCCCAGCGCAGUUAACGAAUAUUUGGUUAGAAAAGGUGCUGUAACGGGCGCCGAAUUUGGUUCGAAAAAAGGUUGCCAACCUUACUCCGUUUGGCCUAGCAAACAUGCAAAAUACUUCCAAAGAGUUUAUGCCCAAACCCCAAAAUGUCAAAGACAAUGCACUAAUGAAAAGUACAAGAAACGUUUCUAUCAGGAUAUCAUUAAAGCCAAACGAGCUUUUUCUUACACUUGCCCAUACUGUUGCGCUUCUGAAUUGAUGAGACAUGGCCCUGUCACAGCUACUAUGAUCGUUUACGAAGAUUUCAUCGCAUACAAAAAAGGAGUUUAUCACCACGUUACUGGAAAGCCAAUAGGCAAACUGACCGUAAAAUUGGUCGGAUUCGAUGACGAGGAUCCCGAAAAUAAAUACUGGAUCGCUAUAAAUUCAUGGGGUAAGAAAUGGGGUAACAAUGGACAAUUCCUGAUUCGAAGAACAGUCGAUGAAUGCCAGAUUGAAGGAUCCAUGCAUGGAGUCUACGUGUAUUCGGAUGCUGACGAAAGUGAAAGUAGCAGUAGUUCGGAGGAAGAAGAGCAAGACGACAUCGAUAACAAUGAAGAAUAAUCAUGUAUCAUUGUAAAUAAAUCGCUCGUUUUCGCA
Molecule: messenger RNA, 1284 nt
Organism: Planococcus citri (citrus mealybug)
Lineage: Eukaryota; Metazoa; Arthropoda; Insecta; Hemiptera; Pseudococcidae
Product: cathepsin B-like cysteine proteinase 4
Exons: 6
Coding region: 112-1248 (378 amino acids)
Cellular component (GO): lysosome
Molecular function (GO): cysteine-type endopeptidase activity
Source: RefSeq, a predicted model, not a curated record